Messenger RNA from Gorilla gorilla gorilla (western lowland gorilla), 4730 nucleotides. It is a transcript of the gene LRRN1, whose product is annotated as leucine rich repeat neuronal 1. Gene Ontology annotation, molecular function: protein binding. Lineage: Eukaryota; Metazoa; Chordata; Mammalia; Primates; Hominidae. The coding region runs from base 1 to 2151 and encodes 716 amino acids. The transcript has a single exon. The record is from RefSeq and is a predicted model, not a curated record.
AUGGCUAGGAUGAGCUUUGUUAUAGCAGCUUGCCAAUUGGUGCUGGGCCUACUAAUGACUUCAUUAACUGAGUCUUCCAUACAGAAUAGUGAGUGUCCACAACUUUGCGUAUGUGAAAUUCGUCCCUGGUUUACCCCACAGUCAACUUACAGAGAAGCCACCACUGUUGAUUGCAAUGACCUCCGCUUAACAAGGAUUCCCAGUAACCUCUCUAGUGACACACAAGUGCUUCUCUUACAGAGCAAUAACAUCGCGAAGACUGUGGAUGAGCUGCAGCAGCUUUUCAACUUGACUGAACUAGAUUUCUCCCAAAACAACUUUACUAACAUUAAGGAGGUUGGGCUGGCAAACCUAACCCAGCUCACAACGCUGCAUUUGGAGGAAAAUCAGAUUACAGAGAUGACUGAUUACUGUCUACAAGACCUCAGCAACCUUCAAGAACUCUACAUCAACCACAACCAAAUUAGCACUAUUUCUGCUCAUGCUUUUGCAGGCUUAAAAAAUCUAUUAAGGCUCCACCUGAACUCCAACAAAUUGAAAGUUAUUGAUAGUCGCUGGUUUGAUUCUACACCCAACCUGGAAAUUCUCAUGAUCGGAGAAAACCCUGUGAUUGGAAUUCUGGAUAUGAACUUCAAACCCCUCGCAAAUUUGAGAAGCUUAGUUUUGGCAGGAAUGUAUCUCACUGAUAUUCCUGGAAAUGCUUUGGUGGGUCUGGAUAGCCUUGAGAGCCUGUCUUUUUAUGAUAACAAACUGGUUAAAGUCCCUCAACUUGCCCUGCAAAAAGUUCCAAAUUUGAAAUUCUUAGACCUCAACAAAAACCCCAUUCACAAAAUCCAAGAAGGGGACUUCAAAAAUAUGCUUCGGUUAAAAGAACUGGGAAUCAACAAUAUGGGCGAGCUCGUUUCUGUCGACCGCUAUGCCCUGGAUAACUUGCCUGAACUCACAAAGCUGGAAGCCACCAAUAACCCUAAACUCUCUUACAUCCACCGCUUGGCUUUCCGAAGUGUCCCUGCUCUGGAAAGCUUGAUGCUGAACAACAAUGCCUUGAAUGCCAUUUACCAAAAGACAGUCGAAUCCCUCCCCAAUCUGCGUGAGAUCAGUAUCCAUAGCAAUCCCCUCAGGUGUGACUGUGUGAUCCACUGGAUUAACUCCAACAAAACCAACAUCCGCUUCAUGGAGCCCCUAUCCAUGUUCUGUGCCAUGCCGCCCGAAUAUAAAGGGCACCAGGUGAAGGAAGUUUUAAUCCAGGAUUCGAGUGAACAGUGCCUCCCAAUGAUAUCUCACGACACCUUCCCAAAUCGUUUAAACGUGGAUAUCGGCACGACAGUGUUCCUAGACUGUCGAGCCAUGGCUGAGCCAGAACCUGAAAUUUACUGGGUCACUCCCACUGGAAAUAAGAUAACUGUGGAAACCCUUUCAGAUAAAUACAAGCUAAGUAGCGAAGGUACCUUGGAAAUAUCUAACAUACAAAUUGAAGACUCAGGAAGAUACACAUGUGUUGCCCAGAAUGUCCAAGGGGCAGACACGCGGGUGGCAACAAUUAAGGUUAAUGGGACCCUUCUGGAUGGUACCCAGGUGCUAAAAAUAUACGUCAAGCAGACAGAAUCCCAUUCCAUCUUAGUGUCCUGGAAAGUUAAUUCCAAUGUCAUGACGUCAAACUUAAAAUGGUCGUCUGCCACCAUGAAGAUUGAUAACCCUCACAUAACAUAUACUGCCAGGGUCCCAGUCGAUGUCCAUGAAUACAACCUAACGCAUCUGCAGCCUUCCACAGAUUAUGAAGUGUGUCUCACAGUGUCCAAUAUUCAUCAGCAGACUCAAAAGUCAUGCGUAAAUGUCACAACCAAAAAUGCCGCCUUCGCACUGGACAUCUCUGAUCAAGAAACCAGUACAGCCCUUGCUGCAGUAAUGGGGUCUAUGUUUGCCGUCAUUAGCCUUGCGUCCAUUGCUGUGUACUUUGCCAAAAGAUUUAAGAGAAAAAACUACCACCACUCAUUAAAAAAGUAUAUGCAAAAAACCUCUUCAAUCCCACUAAAUGAGCUGUACCCACCACUCAUUAACCUCUGGGAAGGUGACAGCGAGAAAGACAAAGAUGGUUCUGCAGACACCAAGCCAACCCAGGUCGACACAUCCAGAAGCUAUUACAUGUGGUAACUCAGAGGAUAUUUUGCUUCUGGUAGUAAGGAGCACAAAGACGUUUUUGCUUUAUUCUGCAAAAGUGAACAAGUUGAAGACUUUUGUAUUUUUGACUUUGCUAGUUUGUGGCAGAGUGGAGAGGACGGGUGGAUAUUUCAAAUUUUUUUAGUAUAGCGUAUCGCAAGGGUUUGACAUGGCUGGCAGCGACUCUAGGCUUCCAGUCUGUGUUUGGUUUUUAUUCUUAUCAUUAUUAUGAUUAUUAUUAUAUUAUUAUUUUAUUUUAGUUGUUGUGCUAAACUCAAUAAUGCUGUUCUAACUACAGUGCUCAAUAAAAUGAUUAACGACAGGUUGGGGUUCCCCUGUGCUUUUACCAGUAGCAUGACCCCUUCUGAAGCCAUCCGUAGAAAGUACUUUGUCCUCCAAAAAGCUAACAUACGGUUUUGAAGCAGCAUUGAAACUUUUGUAGCAAUCUGGUCUACAGACUUUUAACUCAAGAAGCUAAGGCUAGACUUGUUACCUUCGUUGAAUGAUGUUAGUUGACUGUACUGUAAUGUUGUAUCAACUGAAUUGAAUGUUUGCCUUUAAACAAUGAAUUUUCUUUUUCUUUCCUUUUUUUUUUUUGUAAUAGUUAAAGAGGCUUAGAACAAGCUAACAGGCAAUAGAAAUAUGUAUAUCAGAUUUUUUAAUGUAACAAACUACAUGUUAAUUGUUAUCUUAUGCUUUUUAUCUUUAGUAGACACUUUUAAAAGAAAAGACAAUUUUGUUGUGUUUAACUCACCAACACCUGGUGUAUAAUGAAGACAGAACUAUAAUAAAUUAGUUUUGUUCUGAUUUUUUAGAACACUUGCAAUAAUGUAUCAUUUAUAGUUCUUGCUAGUUGCAGUGGUAAUAUUUUUCACAUCCAUAAAAACAACUACCAAAAUAAAUCAGCUGUAGCAUGUUGCUUUUUAAAGCUAGGCCCUAAAAGGUUUUAAUUCUUUUUCUAAGGGAAGAAAUGUCUAUUUUAAUUAAGAUAUUUUAAUGAACAGGAUUUCUGUAUUUUAAAUAGUACUGACUAGCACCUAAUGGGCAGUGGGAGGGUGGUUCAUAUGAAGAAAAAAAGGUGUACUGUUGUAUCCCAUGCAUAAAUAAAGGUAAAUAUAUAUAUACACCAAUAUAUUCAUAUAUACACACACACAUCCCAACCUGUCACACACAAUGCGUGUGUGUAUAUAUAUGAAUAUAUUGGAUAUGUCAUUUCUGUAAGAGUUUUGUUAAAACCUGAUUUUCUUUUGUAGUAUCCACAUUCUUCAUCAAAGUACAAAAACAUCUGUGGAGUGUCACAAACUGUAUGACGUGUUAUUUCUUUUUAACAGUUGUCUAUAUGCUUAGACCCGUGUUAGUCUCUAUAUCUGUGUGGCGAUAUCUGCUGAGACAAGUAAAUGAUUAAUAGAAAACAAAACAACUUCCGUACAGUUGACACUUUUCAUCCAAAUAUAUAUAGACAGUUUUGGAGAAUUGUUUCAAGAUUAUAGAGGAAACAUGUAACAUUUAGAGCAGAUGGAACUAGGUGUAGGUAGAAGGCCAGUUCCACAAAGGGCGGAGGGAGGGAUGGGAUUUAAUAGGUAAAGAAGAACCCAUUUGAAAAUAAAGGUCGCUUCAAAAGGCAGCUGCCGCCAGGCACACAGCAUUCCAUCAGACAGGUGCCAGACAAGCAAAAGCAAGGAAGUUGGCAGAAAGAAAGUCCAGGUGAUGUAGGCUGAGGUAUUUCUUUCUUUGGCAGUAUCUUGGUUUUGUGAAUCACUUUAUUAAAAAAAAUCACUUUCUUCCCAUUCUUAAGGGGUUUUGGCAAACAGAAUUUCAGAUCUUGAAACAAAUGAGCUGCAACAGAAAAAUAAGUACCUGAGCUCGAGGUAUCCCUUCCCAAAGCCUUCACUUAUUGGUGAGAAAAACCUGGGCCCAGGGAGGGCUUGCAGCUUACCCAGUUCGGACUCCUGCCAGUUCAGCGCUCUGCACUCCAUUGAUUGUUCUAGGCCCGGCAGCCUUUUAGGUUCCUGUGCAGGGCCCCUCUUUUACAGUUCUGAAUAACCUCUAGUGCCCCUGCUUCAAAAAUGCAGUACAUCCUCAAGUUCCCAUUCACUCAGGAUACAUUUUACCACAGGGCAGAUCAGACGGUGUCUCUACUGUUGUUAGUAUUGCAAAGUAUGUAUGGGAAACACAGAGAAUUGGAGCUGCGUUGAAUGCAAACUUGAGGUGUUUCCCUUGAGGAAUUCUUGUCUUCAAACGUCUGCAGAGAGUAGUGGACCAUGUUACAACUUUCCUGUUCAUCUGUGAACCAUGAAAAUGGAUGGCACUGAUGCAUUAGACCCUCAGCAGCCUGCAAUUGCAAAUCUGCGAGGCUUCAUUCGGCCCAUAAAGCAAACAUUUGAACUUACACAGAAUGAGCACUUAAAUACGGGUGCAAUAAAUGAAGGGAAAAACCUCAGCCAUUUCUCCAUUCUGAAGAUAUAGCAAGCACCAGGAAAUCUGAGAUUUUUCAUCAACAAUAUCUUCUGCCAGCCCAGUUUGGGGGGAAGACCCCCUUUUACAUUUUUCUUCAUUAAAGUACUGGAACUUAC